AUGGCGAAGAGUUUAUCCGAUGUAAAAAAUUCUGAAGAACAAACGAAAGAACGCUUGCUCGAAACUACAUUGGAGACUCUUAACAAUAAGCUUCAGACCUUGGAGGAGGGGAUCAGUUCUAAAAUGUCUUCCGUCACUGACAUACUGCUAGUUCACUCCAAAGAAUUGAGAGAACUGAAAAACCUCGACUCUGACACUGAAUUGUCAUGGCUGAGAAAGGAAAAUGCCAGACUAAAAGACGAGAAUGAAAAGAUAACCGAACGCGUAAACAACUUAAGCUUUGUGCUAGCUGAUUUACAAGACAAAGCCGCACGAAGAGAAAGCCAGUCUAAUGACAAGUAUCCGGCUAUUGUUUAAGGAUUUGGAAUCCACUCAACCAAUAAAUGUAAAUCACCUUGAAACUCCUCAUGACCAACAACAAGCUGUUUUGGAAUGUUCUUCAGAUACGAAAGACACAAACAGCGAACAUGUGGUCACUAUUCCAACAAAAAACAGUUUUUCACCCCUACUUGUUGAAGAAACAAAUACCAACGACAACGAAACCGAUGCAGACAAUGAAAACAACAAGCGACAACAGAGAGAUUCUGCUACCCAAACGGUGAAAAAAGAUCACAACAGCCACAAAACAAGCCAGCAUAUGAGCAAAGAGCAGGCUCGGAGACAGGCCAUCGUCUUAAUGUGGCCAUUAUUGGAGAUUCCAUGGUGAAACACCUAAACCCCUCCAAGUUGCGUAAAGGCACAAAGCAUAAUAUCAACGUGCAAACCUUCAGUGGAGCCAAUGUUGCUGAUAUGCGUUAUUAUGUGAAACCAGCAAUAUCAAGAUCCCCUGACUAUCUGCUCCUACAUGUUGGAACUAACGACUUAAAGCGACAAACCCCUCAACAAAUAGCUGGGUCAAUUUCUACGCUUUGCCAGGAAAUCGUAAAGGAAUCACCAAAUACUAAGAUUGUAUUAUCGAAAGUUAUAACCAGAUCUGAUGACUCAAGCCUAGAUUCCCAAAUCAAAGAACUAAAUUGCAAACUAUCACAGGUAUGCCAUAAUAAUAAAUGGGGUGUAUUAAAUCAUACCAAUAUUACAGCAGAUCACUUGAAUCCUUAUGGUCUCCACUUAAAUAAGCAAGGAACAGCCAAGUUGGCCAAGAAUAUUAUAGAUCAUUUCAAAAACUUAAAUUGACAAACGAACAAGCAAAAUAAUAUUACUCCCUCAGAUGAUAGUAAUAUACAGAGGUUUAAUUCCAUUGAAAACGAUAAUGCCAAUAAUGCUAAUAGCCCUCUGGGUAAUGAUGUAAAUAUAGACAACAAUCACACGCUAGCGGCUCUCUUUUUCCUAAACUUAAAGGUUUUAAAGUAUGUCAUCCAAAUAUAGCAAGUUUGAUAAAACACUAUGAUGAGCUUUUGCUAUACAUGCAAAACAAACUUUUUGACAUUAUAACGCUUAACGAAACUAGAUUAGAUAGUAGCGUACUAAACGGUGAAAUUGAAAUUCCUGGUUAUGAUAUUGUUAGGCGUGAUCGAAACAGAAGCGGAGGAGGUGUUGCAAUGUAUAUUAGAAGCAACAUACCAUACACCAUUCGCAAAAACCUCUUCCCUGAUAAUUUAGAGUUGAUUUGCGUAGAAAUUAAAAGCAUCACUACUGGAUGUUAUCCUCACUUAUUAUGGUGAUGAUAAAAUAUUAGAUACAGGAGUAAUACACCUUGGUAUCAGUGAUCAUAGUCUUGUUUAUCUGUGUCGAAAGCUCAGCAUUCCUAAGGCGCCACCAAAAACUGUCUUUACUAGACAUUAUAAAAAUUAUAAUGUUAACCAGUUUAACAACGAUCUAAGUGAGGUUUUUAGUUUGCCCUUGGAUUCAGCUAUUUUAACUGACCCAAAUGCCUUAUGGAACGAUUUUAAAAAUAAGUUUUUGAGCGCCGCAGAUAAACAUGCACCAAUCAGACAACGUCGUGUCAAGAGUGAAUAUAAACCGUGGCUGACAAAUGAAAUUAAGCAAAUGAGCUAUCGUAGGGAUUACCUUAAAAAGCAAUCGAUUAAAUUAAGAUCUGCGUAUUAUGAUAAGGCUUACAAGAGAUGUAAAACAAGUUAA
Messenger RNA from Paramuricea clavata, 2079 nucleotides. Lineage: Eukaryota; Metazoa; Cnidaria; Anthozoa; Malacalcyonacea; Plexauridae. The record is from the annotation of a GenBank genome assembly.